Gadus morhua (Atlantic cod) is the source of this 2863-nucleotide messenger RNA. Its product is annotated as WD repeat-containing protein 82. Gene Ontology annotation, molecular function: chromatin binding; actin filament binding; actin monomer binding. The transcript is spliced from 17 exons. NCBI's taxonomy places the organism in Eukaryota, Metazoa, Chordata, Actinopteri, Gadiformes, Gadidae. The record is from RefSeq and is a predicted model, not a curated record. Gene Ontology annotation, cellular component: myofibril; actin filament; cytoplasm. The coding region runs from base 198 to 2111 and encodes 637 amino acids. Gene Ontology annotation, biological process: barbed-end actin filament capping; actin filament depolymerization; positive regulation of neuron projection development.
UGUGUUAAAUAAAACAAACAUCCAUCUGAGCUCACUGUUUCUGGUUGAGCAUUAAUAGCCCCAAUACAACCUUGCGUUAUGUUAACAAUAAAUACGAUUUAUUUUAGUUUUUCCUUUGGCUAUAACUUUGCAUCCUGCAAAGGAAGCUAUAAAACUUUGUUUUUUCACCGUCCAGUUUGAAGAGCGCAUGCGCAACUAUGAAAAUCACAGAUAGCGUAUUACGAAGUUUUAGGGUCGCCAGGACCUAUCAAGAAAACAGUGGAAAAGUGAAUUGCGUGGAUUACAGCCCAGAUGGCGAGAGUGCGAUAUCAAGUAGUGACGACGACUCCAUCGUGUUGUAUGACAUCCGAGAGGGAAAGCCGAAUCGGACUUUGUACAGUAAAAAGUACGGAGUGGACCUCAUCCGAUUCUCUCAUCGAGAUACGUCCACCGCAGUCUACACCUCCAACAAACUAGACGAUACAAUCAGAUACCUGUGUCUCAAUGACAACAAGUUCAUAUGUUAUUUUCCUGGUCACACUGAUAGAGUUGUGGCUCUUUCAAUGUCACCAGUGGACGACACAUUUAUCUCCGGUUCGUUGGAUAAAACGAUUAGGAUUUGGGAUUUGCGUGCUCAAAAUUGUCAGGGCGUAACUAAUCCAUUGGGGAGGACUGUGUGCGCGUUUGACCCUGAAGGGCAGAUUUUUGCCGCAGGCGUCGAAUCGCAAACAAUUAAAUUGUACGACCUCCGUGCUUUUGACAAGGGUCCCUUUGCAGCCUUUGAGACCAGGUUUAGUCGUGUCUGUGAGUGGACCGGACUCUCGUUCAGUAGCGACGGCAAGCAGAUCCUCGUCUCGACCAAUGGCGGUGCCAUCUGCAUCCUCCACGCUUACAAUGGAUCCGUGCUACACACCUUCUCUGGUUACAACAACAGCAAUGGAAUACCACUGCAGGCCUGCUUCACUCCGGAUUCACAGUUUGUCAUGAUUGGCUCGGAAGAUGGGAGAGUCCAUGUGUGGAGCACCGAGAGUGGUAUGAAGGUCGCUGUGCUGGACGGGAAACACGCUGGCCCUAUCAACACUCUGCAGUUUAACCCACGCUACAUGACAUUUGCCAGUGCCUGCACUAACAUGGAACUGGUGCUUGGUUCCUACAGAGAGCCGACACAGAGCUGGGACAAGGACUUCGACAGCAUGCUGCUCCCCCUGCUAGGGGCUGGGGACCCUUGCUUCAUCCUCUACCGCCUCGAUACCCAGAAUGCACAUGGAUAUGAAUGGGUUUUCAUGGCUUGGUCACCGGACUCAUCACCAGUGAGGCAGAAGAUGGUUUACGCAGCUACCAGAGCCACACUGAAGAAAGAGUUUGGAGGAGGUCACAUCAAAGAUGAAAUGUUUGGUACAAUCGAGGACGACCUGUGCUUCCAGGGGUACCUGCGGCACAUGGCCUCCUGUUCUUCACCUGCACCCCUCACACUAGCCGAGCAGGAGUUGCAGAGACUUAAAGCCACAGAGGACAAAGUUGUCUGGGAUGAACGCCGGCGAAUCACUCCGACUGGACGGGCUAAGGUGACCAUGGAAUUUGGCCUAGACAAAAGGCCACAGACUCUUCAAGGUCUGGCGUUCCCCCUACAAGAAGAGGCCAAAGGUGCUCUGAGGCAGCUCAAGCAGAAGCGCAUCAACUACAUCCAACUGAGGUUGGAUGUAGAGAGGGAGACGAUUGAGCUGGUACACACCAACCCCACAGAGACCAGAGAGCUUCCCUACAGGAUUCCCACCGACUCCCCCAGAUACCAUUUCUUCGUCUUCAAACACUCCCACCAAGACCAGCUCCAGGAGGCCUUGGUGUUUAUCUACUCAAUGCCUGGGUACAGCUGCAGUAUCAAGGAACGGAUGUUGUAUUCCAGCUGUAAGAACAGACUACUCGAUGAGGUGGAGCGAGACUACCAGCUGGAGGUCACCAAAAAGAUGGAGAUCGACAGUGGGGACGGACUGACAGAAGACUUCCUGUAUGAGGAGGUGCACCCCAUGGAGCACACCCUGAAGCAGGCCUUCUCCAAACCCCGAGGACCGGGGGGGAAGCGGGGCAACAAGAGGCUCAUCAAGGGGGCAGAAGAGAACGGGGACGACAGCUAGACAUGCAUACAAGGAUACACACGAGCCAGCGGACCAGUGUAUCAAGAACUGCUUUUUUCUUCCUUCCUCCUUCUUACUGUCUACUUUAUGUCAUCUCAUAGACCAGAAGAGAAUAGUUUUAAGCUCUCUGUAUACGUAUUCUAUCUCUGUAACGUGGAUAUGGAGACGUUAAAGUAAUGACCAACACUAAUUUGCGAUGCCAUCUAUAGUUACACUCAGGAUCCUCCGAGAAUGAUAGGUUUACAUCGGAGAUGCUUUGGAACCGUUCAUUGUCAUAUUGCAAGUAUAACUCACGAUAUUUAUAUAAAGUUAAGGAUUAAGGCCAACUAGUGCUAACAAUUGACAACUUGGAAGAGACCGACAAAUAGUCCUAACUCAAAUUUUUCUGAAGACUUGAUUCUAUUAAUAGUCUUGUUAUAUUUUUACCAUUCAUGGAAAGAAAUAAUUAUAUUGCAUGUGUUCUUAGAAAUAGUAACAAGGAAGUUUCUAUUAACUGUAAACAUUACAGUUUAGUAUUUUUUCAAGCCAAGGAUACUCUAUAUGAAGUCAGGCAGGUUAAUAAUGGAACUUCACAAGAUACUCAAGAAAUGCCUAUUUGUAUUUUGCUAUGUAGACAGUGACUGUGAUAUCUUAUAUUUCAUACUUAAAAGCCAACUCUAACCUGGUGGUCUCUGUAUCACAUGUGAUUGUUUUGGAUCUCUCACCCAAACCAGGCCUGAAUAAACUCAGCUGAGUGCUGCUGUUUUACACAA